AUGGUCAACAUGGCGGCCACAGCCCCCAGCCGCCGGCUCCUCCUGCUCCUCCUCGGCCUGAACCUCCUCACUAGCUCCACCUCGACGGCGCCCUACGACCCUCCCACCGUGCCGGAGCUAAUGGAUCGGUUCGGCCUCCCGCGCGCUCUCCUCCCGAAAACCGCCCGGCGGUACCUCCUCCACUCCGACGGCUCCUUCGAGCUCUUCCUCGACGACGGCUGCGAGAUCGAGGCCGGGGGCUACCGCGUCCUGUACGACAUCAAGCUCUCCGGGUCCGUGGCGCCCGGGGCGGUCACGGGGCUCGAGGGCGUCCGCGUGCGCGUGCUGUUCGUCUGGGUCCCCGUCACCGGCGUCGAGGUUGGCGGCGGGGUCGUCACCCUCAGCGUCGGUCCCGUCAAGAAGUCGUUCCCUGCCGUUGGCUUCAAGGCCAAUCCGCUUUGCAGUACCGGCGCCGCCGUCGUGGAUGUAGCUUAG
Messenger RNA from Triticum turgidum subsp. durum (durum wheat), 474 nucleotides. NCBI's taxonomy places the organism in Eukaryota, Viridiplantae, Streptophyta, Magnoliopsida, Poales, Poaceae. The record is from the annotation of a GenBank genome assembly.